Messenger RNA from Soboliphyme baturini, 633 nucleotides. The record is from the annotation of a GenBank genome assembly. NCBI's taxonomy places the organism in Eukaryota, Metazoa, Nematoda, Enoplea, Dioctophymatida, Soboliphymatidae.
AUGUUUCAGGCAACAGACAAAGGUGAGCCCGCGAUGACUAGCUUUGCCAUGGUCCACAUCGACAUCGUCGACGUCAACGACAACCCACCGCGGUUUACGCAGCAACCAUCUGUUGUAAAUGUCACUUUAACUGAAGGUGAAGAACCUCAGGAUCCACUGCUGGUUCGAGGAUUGGUGGACAUAAACGGAACCGUGUGGGCGUCGUUUGGCAAUUUCACAAGUAUCGCUGGUUCUUAUGUAGUGACGGUCACCGCUUAUGAUUUGGGGCGACCGUCUCUGUCAAGCAGUUUAAACAUAACUGUGUUCGUUACGUCUGUCGACUGUUCUCAGCCGUCGCUGCUUCGCGACUCAUAUUUGAAAGAAGUGGAUUCUGCGCUGCCUAUCAACAGCACUGUCAUAAUGUUUCCUCAGGAAUUGUCCUGUCCACAAAAUUUUGCAAUAACAGGACGUGACGACGACUAUCUGUUUGGAAUCGAUAGCACCAUCGGCCGAAUCUACAUAAACAGACAAAUUCGUCCGCAGGAAUUGAACAAAACAUUAAAUCUAUCGGUGACCGCUUUCAGCACCCACGCCGACAAAGAAUUCAAAACCUUUGUAAGAACCAUGAUGCAUAAAUUGACAUACUUGGUCUAG